Molecule: messenger RNA, 1335 nt
Organism: Penicillium argentinense
Lineage: Eukaryota; Fungi; Ascomycota; Eurotiomycetes; Eurotiales; Aspergillaceae
Exons: 1
Coding region: 1-1335 (444 amino acids)
Source: RefSeq, a predicted model, not a curated record
AUGAUCCCAAGCGCACCGCCACAAGACCAGUCUCUUGACCCCAUGCAACGAUGGCAAGAAUCUCCACCAGAAGACGAGCCCGCCUCCAUGUCUGCUAUCAUGGAUGCAGUCCAUAAUGCAGUCAUUGAAGGCAAUGCCCGCUUAACAGAUUAUCCCAGCACGGCCUCCGAGGCAAACAGCCGUGAGUCAUUUGAUGCAUUUCGACGACACCGAGGACGUCCAUCACGGCCGUCUUCGACAAGUGGCGAAAGUGGUACCAGUAUGUCGUCCAAAUUCUCCGGCGCGUCGCACCGCUCUGCAGGAUCGGGACUGUCGCCAUCUGGUUCGCUGAGACGCAAAUCACAUUCGCGUGUUGGAAAACCACGACAGACAAAGGCGAGCCAAGAUCCGCGACGAAGAUACUGCUGCACUUUCUGUUGCGAUCGAUUUAAGAGCAAAUACGACUGGGCUCGACACGAGAAAUCACUUCAUCUGAACCUGGAAAUGUGGAUGUGCACGCCAUUUGGUGGCGUAGUCUUCUCUCAAACAACGAAUAGAACCCAUUGCGCAUACUGCCAUGCUCUCGAGCCAAAUUCCGAGCAUCUUGCCUUGCAUAACCACCUCGUUUGUCAAGGCAAUAGCCCUGGAUUCCGCCGGAAGGAUCACCUCGUACAACAUCUUCGACAUACGCACAAGCUCGAGGUUAUGCCCAUCAUCGACGACUGGAAGAUACCUGGGCCCGCCGUCUCGUCGCGGUGUGGAUUCUGCGAUAAGACAAUGAACACCUGGACCGAGCGAGCAGAGCAUCUCGCUGGACACUUCCGAGACGGAGUGACGAUGAAAGAAUGGCGCGGUGAUCACGGAUUUGCACCUUCAAUUGCGGCACAGGUGAAAAACUGGAUGCCGCCAUAUAUGAUCGGGUCCGAGUCCCACAGCAUGAUUCCUUUCUCGGCGACGGACUAUAAUGUCAAGGAUCAUUUGAACCAGAUUUCAGCACGGGUACAUGGAGAGAAGGGAUUCGACGAGCAAACAGACUUGCCCGCACUGAACGAGGAUCUGCCCAAGUCGCAGCUGAGCUCAUUCACAGAAGUCUUGACCAGGCAUUUAAGUCAAUAUGCCCAGCGCCAAAUGAAGUUGGGCAUCAUACCGACCGAUGAGAUGUUUCAGCGAGAAUCGAGGCGCAUCGUCUAUGAUACGGAUGAUUCGUGGAAUCAGAGCAUUGCAGAUAAUACGGAGUGGCUGAAUGCGUUUCGGAGGUUGCACUGUCAGCCGCCUGAAUUAUCGAGAGACACUGCUCAACCUGGCGAUGACGAUGUGCGGGCACAGUCCAUGGGUGCUUCGCCGGUACACAGCUAA